AUGAAGAGGUCUCUCCUUUUGCUUGUUCUUCUCUUCGCGUCCUUCUUCAGACCUCAGCAGGUGGGAGCUUCUCCGACGGGUAAGAAAUGACCCACCUUCCUCCCUCUGCAGUUCUCUUCUCUUCGCCUCAGCUAAUGGCGACAUUCCUCCUCACUCUCUCUCUCUCUCUCUCUCUCUCUCUCGCUGUUGUGCUCAGCAGCACUGGCCAGACGACUGUCCUCCCUCCUGAGGUGGACGCCGAGGGCUUCCCUCAAGACACCCCUGAGCGGUGAGUUCCUUCUCGUUCUCGCAGCCGGAGCUUCCAUCAUCUCCAUUCCUUUCCUCUCCCCUGCUGUUGAUCAGGCUCCAUUUUCCUGUGACCUAAAUAUUGCAGAAGAUGUGCUCCAGUUUGAGAGCGGGUACCUGGUGGAGACCAUAGUGGAGGGAAACAAGCUCGGGGUGACGCCUCACACCGUCCGAGUCUCGCCGGAGGGGGAGCUCAUAGCCGUGGAUUCCGUUAACAGCAAUAUCGUCCGCAUAACCCCACCUCUCUCUGCAUGUGCGUCUGAACUUCCCCAAAAUUCUUCUAAACCCUAGUUGACUGCUGGGAUAAAUCCUAGUUGACUUUCCAGAUAGCAGGGCGAGACUGGUUGCCGGCUCAUUCCAAGGCUACUCUGGGCACGUCGACGGGAAGCCCAGCGAUGCCCGGUUCAAUCACCCGAAGGGCGUCACCAUGGACGGGAAGGGGAACAUCUAUGUGGCGGACACCUCGAACAUGGCCAUCCGCAAGAUCGGAGAAUCAGGUGAUUCUCCGGCUCUGAUGGGACACAGAGCUGCGCAAGCUUCCUGCUGACCAAUCCUCCCCUGCGGAAAUAAGCAGCUGACUCAGAGCUUCUUGUCCAGGGGUGACCACCAUCGCCGGGGGAAAGUCAAACGCCGCAGGUUACAGAGACGGCCCAAGUGAGGAUGCUAGAUUCUCCAGCGACUUCGACGUCGUAUACGUAGGAAGCAUCUGCUCCUUGCUGGUCGUGGACAGAGGCAACGCCGCUCUUCGUCAAAUCUUUCUCCAAGACAAUGACUGCGCUUACCAGUACUCCGCAGUUUCUUCCUCAGGUUCGAACCAGCUGCAUUCUUAGUGUAUUUCUCUCGCGGAUCAACCGCUAAGUCAACUCCUCUUUUGGAGCUCCCUGGUUCUCACCAGGAUCAUGACAUCUAAUGAUGAUGUACUCAAAUGUUUCGUGAUGGUCAACUCGGUGAGUCUUCCUAUUUGCAGACAUUAUACUGGUCGUCGGUGCUGUGCUGGUGGGCUACGUCUCCUGCUUAAUUCAGCUCGGAUUUGGAGCUUCCCUCCUCGCCAAGAAGGUACAAGACGUGCUUGUAGUAUCUCACAAAUAUCUAGGAAAGUGGACAUUAGUCAACGCAAUAAAUAUCAAAUAAUUCCGAGCUGCGUCAACAUGCAGAGGCCGAUUUUUGGAGGUCAACCAUCUCCGGUUGCAGAGAAACUGAGAGACAAACAGGACGCUCCAUGGCCAUCUUGCCGAAGAAUUCUCCCAGAUUUAUAUAGAUUGUGCGCAGAAAUGUUUUCCCAAGCGAGUGUCAGAUUCUCCCUACACGAUCUGAUACCCGGAAAGUCAAAGAUGCUGAGGGGGAUGCCGGAGGAAAGAAGGGGGCGAACGCCGGUCCUGAAGCAGAAGAGCUCCGCCGCUGCCGCCGCCGGCGAGGCUCUCCAGGCCGCCCAUCUGAAGCAGCAGAAGAACCUCAAGUCGUCGCUGCAGAGGGAUUCUUUGACCCCCAUCAAGCACAGGAAAAGACAGGAGUUUACAGAGUUUUAUGGGUUGGCGGCCCGGCACCACGAGACCAGAGGUUCAGAGGUCAACUCCAGGCCCGCCGAGGUCAACUCCGUGGAUCGGAAGCUUGAACACUUCAACGCUAGGAGCAAGUACGCCGGCCUAGACAGCCGGCAUCAGUCAAGGUCUGCCCAACGGGUAGAUUAG
Spirodela intermedia is the source of this 1973-nucleotide messenger RNA. Lineage: Eukaryota; Viridiplantae; Streptophyta; Magnoliopsida; Alismatales; Araceae. The record is from the annotation of a GenBank genome assembly.